AUUGCGGACUUGCUCGUGAUGUCACUACACCACAUGUCUUUUUCACGUGGCGCCAUCAGUCAAGGCUCUUAAUCGAUGUAUUCGUUCAGAAAUGUCAGAAGAGAGGCAAAACAGACAGAAAUCCUAUAAAUAUUGUUUCGUACCGAAUUGCCGAAACACAACGACAUCGACACCCAACAAAACGUUUAUAUGUGUCCCAAAAAAAGAGGAAAUUCGGAAACUCUGGUGUAUUGCAUCCGGUUAUAACGGAAAAUUGAGGUUAAGCAGUGCAAUCUGCGAAGAUCACUUCAAACUUGAUGAGGACUUGGAUAACUACAUGGAGUGGAAGAUGACAAAGUGUCGGAAGAGGCUCAAGGAAGGUGUUUACCCUCGAUUCUUCUCAUGUCAAGCCCCUUCGGAAUUUGCUUCCGCGUUUGUAUUACCCUGCAAUGCACCAGGUUCGAGUGCAAUUGAAGGAGUAAAUAUCACAGAGGAAGAUCCAUUAUCAAUAGAUGAACGAAUCCAGAGGCAAGAGGAUCGAGGGCCCUUCUUCAAACUAGUGGAACCGUUUGACUUCAUCGGUAUCAAAUCGGAAUCACUGGAUCUAGGUGAAGAAGUGGACGACGAUGGGAUGCGGUGAAGCAUAAGAUCGGAAUAAUGUACUGAAUUUAAUUAUUUUUAAUUGAUGCAGUGUAAAUAAUGUUUUGAUGAUGAGCCAAAACGAAGAAAAACUUCCGCUGAAUGUUUGCAGUUUUUGCAGAAGCGUCUGAUCGGAUUACUCUAAAGUCUUUUGUUGCAGGUAUUAAUAACUGAUUAAUACCUGAAGUACUAGAGCAAUUGCAAUACCUCUUGACAUGAGUCAUGUACUGUUGUACAAUCCGGUACAACUGAAAUAAUAUUUUUGAUAACGCGAGUGACUAGAUAAGUACUUUGUAGAUUGUAAUUGUAGUCGGUGAUUCAGAAGAUGAUUAAAUCGAAUAUCAAAUAAAUUAAUUUUUCGACUUUA
Fopius arisanus is the source of this 985-nucleotide messenger RNA. RefSeq lists its product as uncharacterized. Bases 92 to 619 code for a protein of 175 amino acids. The transcript is spliced from 2 exons. The record is from RefSeq and is a predicted model, not a curated record. NCBI's taxonomy places the organism in Eukaryota, Metazoa, Arthropoda, Insecta, Hymenoptera, Braconidae.